Messenger RNA from Helianthus annuus (common sunflower), 982 nucleotides. RefSeq lists its product as uncharacterized. The record is from RefSeq and is a predicted model, not a curated record. The transcript has 4 exons. Bases 142 to 777 code for a protein of 211 amino acids. NCBI's taxonomy places the organism in Eukaryota, Viridiplantae, Streptophyta, Magnoliopsida, Asterales, Asteraceae.
UAACUUAACAUACGCCAGAUUCCUGUUACGACAAAUCCCGUCGCUUCACUGCCACCACUUGCUUCCAUCUUCCUAUCUCUCUCACUCUCAACUUAUACUUUGAACUCCUCAUUCAUACAAACCCUAACAAAUUAAUCGUUUAUGGCUUCGUAUCAGAUAUUGAAAUCCGGUUUAUAUCCGUUUUCAGCUCUCCAAUCAUCGUCUCGUAGGAACGAACGGUUAAUUUGUUACGAUAGCAGAAGAAUUAGGUCAAAAGUGGCGGUUAACAGAAGGUUUGUGGUGUCGUGCAAGGGUCAGGAUACCGAUGAUAAUGAAAUUAAAGGUGAAGAACCUACCGAAUCUUUGUUUAUGAAAGAACUAAAGCGACGGGGCAUGACUCCCACUUCAUUAUUAGAGGAAAGUUGGAGCUCCUUAAAAGACGAGAAUAUUACAUACACAGAAGAAGAUGGCGGUUUUUCAAAUAGAAACUCUGUAUCAGCAGAUUUUGAGAAAGCCCUAUCUAAUCAAAGGGAGCGAUCUAUGUCCUUGAACAGUGAGGGCCUUGAGGGUUUAAUUCCACGCGCUAAAGUCUUGCUAACCCUCGGAGGAACGUACUUCUUGGCAUUUUGGCCGCUUAUCCUUGUAACGUUGGCGUCCUUCUCUGCUGUUUACCUUUACUUUGGACCAAAGUUUGUGCAUGAUGCUACCACAAGACAGGUAUACCUACCCCAGUAUGUCGAUCCGUAUGCGCUUCUAGAAGACCAACGGAUCUCAGAAACCGCACCACGGCUAAACUAAAGGUACUCCAUAUAACAUCAAUAGCUAUACUUGUCAUAGUAAUGUUUCUCUAUCAAAUUCCACAAAAGUUGUGUAAAUGUAACCAAGAAAUCUUACAAAGAAGACAUUUAUUUGUAAAUAUAGAUUCCUACUUGUCCAAUGAAAGUCACCUCUAGCAACUUGUUAAAAGUCCCCUUGCUAGUGGAGUUCCAUUAUAAUAGUUAAA